Messenger RNA from Tinamus guttatus (white-throated tinamou), 1935 nucleotides. NCBI's taxonomy places the organism in Eukaryota, Metazoa, Chordata, Aves, Tinamiformes, Tinamidae. The record is from RefSeq and is a predicted model, not a curated record.
UUUAUAGCAGUUCGUAUGCAAACAACGUCUGAGUACAGUUAGCUUCCUAACAGUAUUCAGCUUGCAACGAAAUACCAAAAAUGUGGACCAUGCUUCAAAAUGCAAUAUGUGCUAGAAUACUUGGAGAACGUCAGCUUUUACUAAGUUAUUUGUAUUAACCUAAGGAAUUUACCAGAACAAAGGAUGAGACAGGCUGAAUAGUUUCAAAGGGGAACUUCAGCUAUUUUAAAGCACAAGUCAGUCAACUUUGCUUACGUAGUUGCCUCCAUUCAUUCCCUGAAGCCAAUCGCUUCCCCCGUGGCGGCUGAUAAGAACUGGACAGCUUGCUGAGGUGGAGUGUCAGCAUCCUUAGUACUGAGCACAUUCCCAGGCACGUCGGUAGCCUCUGUCCAUCACCCAUGCUGGAAGCUGCUUGGAAAAGGAGAAGUAGAAACCGGGGAAGGGAAACCAUGCAUCAUCAUCCUGGCUGGAAUGUACUGAAGACUUUAUGCUUUUUUCAUCAUGUGGAUUCGCUAGAGAAAUGACCGUGUUUGAUCAGCCAGGGAAGACCAAAAACUGGUUAAUUUGCCCCCUGUGCCCACCACGAGUGCUGAGGCUCUGGCCCUGCAGGCGCCCGAGGACAAGGAGGAACCUGCUUGUGGGCACAGCCUGUGUCAUCUACCUGGGCUUCCUCGUCAGUCAAGUGGGGCACGUCUUGCCCCAGCACAAAGGAGGACCCUCAAAGACCAGCUCCAGGAGUCUCCAGGAUGCGGCCCGAACUCCUUUCCUGGGCAUCCCGCUGGAUGGCACCCUCUCACCACCCAACCUCCAGGAGCCCCAGCUGGGUGGCAAUGGCACCUCGGAGCCCCCCAACGUGGUGUACAUCACCCUGCGCUCCAAGCGCAGCAAGCCUGCCAACAUCAGGGGCACCGUGAAGCCCAAGCGCAGGAAGAAGCGGCCACCGCGGGCCGGGCUCCCGCAGGCCCAGGAAAGCAACAUCCGGAUUUACAGCAAGAGCUCUCCCUCUUGGCUGAGCAAAGACGACAUCCUGCGCAUGCGUGUGCUGGCAGACGCUCCCAUCGAGAGUAUCCGAGAAGGCCCUUCCCAUAAUGGAGUCCUGGUAGCAUUUGGGAAGGGCUCCCGCUCCCCGGGAGCCGCCUGCGAUCACGGGCACUGCGGCAUCAUCAAAAGACCCCUUGACAUGAGCGAGGUGUUCGCCUUCCAUUUGGAUAGGAUCUUGGGGCUCAACAGGAGCCUGCCUUCCGUAAGCAGGAAAUCGGAGCUCUUCCCAGACAGUCAAGCCUGCCCUGUUAUUCUCUGGGAUCCCACACUGAGUCCAACAGAUAAUUUUACUCAUUCUUCACUGAGAUUAACGUGGGGAAGAUAUCAGCAACUUUUGAAGCAGAAAUGCUGGCAGAAUGGUAAAAUACCCAAAGCUGAAUGGGGCUGUACUGAAAUCCAUCAUCACGAGUGGUCCAAGAUGGCACUCUUUGAUUUUCUUCUGCAGAUCUAUAAUCGACUGGACAGAAAUUGCUGUGGAUUCAGACCUCUCAAGGAAGAUUUCUGCAUGCAGCAAGGACUGAAGCUGAAAUGUAAUGAUCAAGAUGCUAUUGAGCUGACGCACAUAGUUCAGAGGAGGCAUGACCAAAAGCACUUGGCUUUUAUAGGCAAUAAGGGUUUCUUUGACAGGAAUGAGGACAAUCUAGACUUCAAAAUACUACAAGGAAUCAAUGAAUUCCCUGAAUCUGCAGUUUCAGUGCUGAGGAGCCAGCGUUUACGUGAGAAGUUGCUUCAGUCUUUGUUCCUUGACAGAGUGUACUGGGAGAGCCAAGGAGGCAGGAAGGGAAUUGAAAAGCUGAUUGACGUAAUAGAAAGGAGGUCCAGAAUUCUUCUAACUUAUAUAAAUGCACACGGAGCCAAAGUAUUACCCAUGAAUGAAUGAAGCACCCUUGUUUU